Aptenodytes forsteri (emperor penguin) is the source of this 2468-nucleotide messenger RNA. It is a transcript of the gene GLMN, whose product is annotated as glomulin, FKBP associated protein. The coding region runs from base 57 to 1877 and encodes 606 amino acids. The record is from RefSeq and is a predicted model, not a curated record. Lineage: Eukaryota; Metazoa; Chordata; Aves; Sphenisciformes; Spheniscidae. The transcript has 18 exons. Gene Ontology annotation, molecular function: ubiquitin-protein transferase inhibitor activity. Gene Ontology annotation, cellular component: cytoplasm.
UCUGUUUUUAUUUCAUGUGUUUUAAUACUGCACUCUUUAAUUUAUUAUAGUUUUCAAUGCCAGAAGAAGAAAGUCAAACUAUAAUGGCAGUUGAUGAACUUCAAGCCAUAAUACAAAGAUGCCAAAUUCUGGAAGAAGCUGAUUUCAAAGGAGAAGAUUUUAAUCUGUUUCAGGUAGCAGGUCAGAAAUGUUUAGAAGAUGGGUAUGCAGCUCAGUUAUUAGAAGUAAUUCAAAAUGAGAAAAAUAAGGUUAUCAUCAAGAAUAUGGGUUGGAAUCUCAUCUCUCCUCUUGUUAGAUGUAUUUUCAUGUAUAAACUGGAAGAUGAUAAGCGAGAGCACUGCCUGAAGAUACUAGAUCAGUUGGCACAGCUAUGCAAUCCGAAGGAACUUUUUUUGGGUUUACUUGAGCAGAUUGAGCAGACCUCUGGAGAGCAAGUGUGCCAAACUGUCAUGUUAUUGCUUCAGCCUUUGCAGAUAGUGCUUUUGAAACUUCAGAACAAGAAGGCCUACUCAGUGGGUUUAUCUUUGGCGAUGAUUAUGAAUCAGCUUACUGCCUUACCCGUACCUUAUACAAAACAACAAAUACAAGAAGAUAAACUUGGUCUCUGUCAAUGUUGUAAUGCAGUGGUGGACUUUGCUAAACCCUUUGUGAAUGAAGUUGUUAAAAACAUGGAAAAGUCAUCAGAAUACAAUGACAUGGAGCUGAAAGAAGAAUUAUUAAAAUUCUGUAUGAAAAGCCUGAAAUAUCCAUUAUUGACAGCUCAGCUUGAGCAACUUGAAGGCAUUGAAGAACAUCCCUUUCGGUGUUUUGCAACUGAAAUUAUAGACAUUUUGUGGGAUAUUAGAGAACUGAUACCAUUAGUGUUUUUACAUCGUAAAGGCAAAAGUCCACACUGGGAGAAUCAGGAGUUUGCGGACAUAGAGCAAAAGAAUUCUGCAGAUUCUUUGGCAUGUCUGUCAUAUCUGAUGUUUGUUCAGCAUUUUGGUAUUGAUUGCUUUCCAGCGGUAUUUAGUCCAUCAUACCUUCUGCAGUGCAACAUGACGCAUAUUGAAGUGCUACUGAAAAGAACAGAAGAAUCUAUGUUAUCUAAAGGACUUGACCUGUUUGAGAGCUGUUUAUUGAGAAUGGAAGAUAACAGCCUUCUCCAUCAGUAUUUAGAAUUCAGAGAUUUUAUUGAUGUACCUCAGGAUUUGGUGAAAGUUAUGACCCUUUGUCCCAUAGAGCAUCUGAGAAAGAAGAGUUUAAAUAUUUUGCAGUUGUUCAUAGACAAGUUUGACGCAGAGGGAAAAUAUACAUUAUUCAGGUGUUUACUGAAGACAAGCAACCAUGCUGGUGUGGAAGGAUACAUUAUUAAAAACAUAAAAGAUCAGAUUCACUUAUCGUUAACGAAGGCAUGUGACAACAUUUGGUUUACGGGACAUCACCUGAUCUCGCUUCUGGAUUUAGUGCUUUUGCUUCCAGAAGGUGCUGAGACAGAUCUUCUGCAAAACUCAGAUAGGAUUAUGGCGUCACUAAAUCUACUAAGAUACUUAGUCAUUAAGGAUUGUGAAAGUGAUAAUCAAACUGGUGUAUGGACCACACUUGCCAAGAUUGAGCAAAAUUUCUUAAAACCACUGCACGUAGGACUCAAUAUGUCAAAAGCGCACUAUGAAGCAGAAAUAAAGAACAAGAAAGAAAACAGAAGAGAGGCACACAGUUCUAACACAGUUUGUUCUCUAACUGUUAGUGGGGAAAAGAUGCCUGCCAUGACUACUGACAUGCAGCUUCAGGUUUUACACUCGGCCCUCUUCACAUUUGAUUUAAUAGAAAGCGUUCUAGCUCGAGUAGAAGAACUCAUUGAAGUGAAAAUAAAAGCUGUAAUGGAUGAAAAUAGUUAGGUCAGCUGAAGUAUUUGAAUUAACAUACUUCUUAUAAGAUCAUUUUGACCAUGAGGCUUUAGUUGAAAAGGAGGCUACCAACCUUUAAAGAAGAGCAAUUCAGAGUGGCCUCUAGAAGAAUUGCAAGUGCUGCUCUUCAUAAGUCUUCUUGCUGUUCUUUUUUUAUUUUCUUUUUCCAUUGUUGUGUGCGAUUCAGACAGAUGGCCUCUUUACCGAAAUACUGCUCUUCAGAAUUUGAUGCUUUUUCUUAAGUUUAGAAACUAAAAACAAGGGGGUUUUUUGUUCUUAUGCUGUGGCAAGAAGGUAUGGUUGUGUAUUUAUUUUUGUUGAUUUUCAGAAUUUGUUAGAUAUAGUUGCUGACUGGUGUUGUGAAUUACAAAGUUUGUUGUUUUUUUUUUUUUUUUUAAAGUGACUGGAGAGCCAUUGAUUAAAAAGCACCGUUUAAGCGCAAGGUAUUUUUAUUAGUGCUUUUUAACGUUGAAAAACAAGCUUCUGUAUUUACAAACAAGACUGUAAGGCAUAGAUAGAUAAUAGUAGAAACACUAUGGCAAAGGAAACCAGGUUUAAAGAGAAACACAUCAACUUUGAGCC